UAAGAGCGGAGACGCGGUGUGAGACACGGUGUGAACUCUGACCCUGAGAAAAGAAGCCAAAAAAAAAAAAAAAGAAAGGUAGUUUAUAAUCCUUUAGCCGGUAUGGAAAUCACUAGCGCACAGUUCACCUUCCAACUCAACCCCAACAACUUCCCCAGCAAGCUGUGGCAUUUGGUGAACGAUCCUCAACUUUACUCAAUCUGCUGGGACGACAGAGGGGAAAAAAUACUCAUCCAUGAGGAACGCUUCGAAGUUGAAGUGCUGUUUUCUCAUGAUGGGCAGAUAAAGCGGUAUUUUAAUACUAGAGACUUCAACAGUUUCGUUCGCCAGCUAAAUCUGUACGGCUUCAGAAAAGUGCGCAGAUACUUGGAUGGCUUGGAGGAGGAGACCGACAGGGCUGUCUUUACAUCUCAGAUGCACAGAUUUCACAACCCGAACUUCAAACGGGAUAAACCAGAACUUCUGGUCAACUUAAAGCGUCUCCGGCCUGUCAAAUAUCCCAGACUUCCUGUGAGCACAGAAGCGUCGGACAUGAUACCCAGGCAUUUCCAUUAUCCCAUGAUGAAUUCUCCCCAGGAAAACCUUCAUGAAGGCUCAGUCUUCAGUCUUAAACACCAGGAAACUCCUUACCACCAUUACACUAAUGACUCUCAGCGGGUGAGGGAGUGUGACAGAACACCCAACCCCUGCCAGGCAUUUGUAAUGGGCCGCGGUGAUCCGGGAGUUGUUUUCCCCCACAUCCCGAUGAACUCACCUUCAGCAUAUCCGUUCAGCACGAUGUACAUGCAGCAGAGCUCACGAAGCACAGUGCCUGCUGGAAAUUCCACUGCCGUCAUACCUCAUCACUCAGACUACAGAUUAUACACACCAGUGUAUCAGUGGUAUAGCCCAGAGUCCUUCGAUAUAAAUAUGCCAUGCUGCCAACAACCAGCUCCCUCAUACGUCCAUUGGAGAUAUUACACUGACUACCCAGGCAGCUACCCCUAUUGGACCAAUCCAAACUGCCAAGCAGGUGAUGCUCCAGAAGCCAAGGACAGUGGUGUAAACCUGGACAUGGUGUUCAAAAUAGCAGAUGAAAUGCAGGCUGUUUCUUUCUGUAAUCCAUUCACCAAUGAAAAGCAGUCACCUGAAAAGGAAGAGACACCUCUCACCUGUAACGUCUGCAUGCUUCCCAUUUUCUGAUAACAAGCCAUUUGGGAUAUAACUGGAGUAAUCUACAUUCCUUUCAAAAUUAGUCUAGUUUAUUACACUUUGAUUGACAUGCAUGUUAUAAGCAGCCCAAAUUUUAAUUCUUAUAAUUAGUAUUUUGUGAGUAAUGUUAUUAAUAAAAUGAUGAUUGUGCA
Molecule: messenger RNA, 1343 nt
Organism: Clarias gariepinus (North African catfish)
Lineage: Eukaryota; Metazoa; Chordata; Actinopteri; Siluriformes; Clariidae
Gene: hsf5
Product: heat shock transcription factor family member 5
Exons: 6
Coding region: 103-1182 (359 amino acids)
Biological process (GO): regulation of DNA-templated transcription
Molecular function (GO): sequence-specific DNA binding; DNA-binding transcription factor activity
Source: RefSeq, a predicted model, not a curated record